Prunus armeniaca (apricot) is the source of this 1281-nucleotide messenger RNA. Lineage: Eukaryota; Viridiplantae; Streptophyta; Magnoliopsida; Rosales; Rosaceae. The record is from the annotation of a GenBank genome assembly.
AUGGGUGUGCCGGCGACGACGACGAUGGGGGAGAGUGAGAGCCCUCGGAGCCCAGAGGCAAAGCUUGGGAUGCAAGUAGAGGAUUUGUGGGACGUGCAAGAGCCACAGCUAAGUCCAACUGAAAAGCUCAAUGCUUGCUUUGAGAGCGUCCCUGUCUCUGCCUUCCCUCCUGCUCCUCCUAAUCAAGUGAUUGAGAUAAAGUCAGACACCAGUUUAGCUGAAGCUGUUAAAAUCCUGUCCCAACACAAAAUUCUUAGUGCACCAGUGGUGGAUGUCGAUGCGCCUGAGGAUGCUAGCUGGAUCGACAGAUACAUCGGUAUCGUUGAGUUUGCCGGGAUUGUUGUGUGGAUUCUGCAUCAGUCAGAACCUCCAUCUCCGAGGACGCCGACCAGUCCAUCGAGUGCAACCGCAAUUGCCGCAGCAGCUAAUGGACUAAAAGGUCUUGAUAUUGCAGGAUUGGAAUUGGGCUCUGACUUUGCUGCAACAACUGCAGGAAGUUUCUUUGAGGCUUUGACCUCUUCUGAGUUUUACAAGAAUACACAGGUUCGAGAUAUCUCUGGUUCCUUCCGCUGGGCUCCAUUUCUUGCUUUGCAAACAUCCAAUUCCUUUCUCACCAUGCUUUUGCUACUUUCCAAGUACAAGAUGAAGAGCGUUCCUGUGGUUGAUUUGGGUGAUGGAAAGAUUGAUAAUGUCAUCACACAAUCUGCGGUGAUUCACAUGUUGGCUGAAUGUGCCGGACUUCAGUGGUUUGAGAGCUGGGGAACCAAGAAACUAUCCGAACUCGGUCUUCCCAUGAUGACUGCCGAUCACAUUGUCAAGGUAUAUGAGGAUGAACCGGUUCUGCAAGCAUUUAAGCUGAUGAGGAAGAAGAGGGUUGGAGGGGUACCUGUGAUUGAAAAGGGUGGUAGCAGGGCAGUAGGUAAUAUAAGCUUAAGAGAUGUUCAGUUCUUGCUUACUGCACCAGAAAUUUACCAUGACUACAGAUCGAUCACGGCAAAGAACUUCCUGACGGCUGUUGAAAAGUAUCUAGAGACGCAUCAUGAAGUCUACCCGAUGUUGAGUACCAUGGUUACGUGCAAAAAGGAUCACACAAUCAAAGACCUAAUUCUGAUGCUGGAUUCCGAGAAGAUCCACAGGGUAUAUGUUGUGGAUGAUGAUGGGAAUCUGGAAGGAGUCAUUACACUCAGGGACAUCAUCUCAAGGCUAGUUCAUGAGCCCCGUGGCUACUUCGGCGACUUUUUCGAUGGUGUUCUGCCGCUCCCCCAAAACAGCAGAGUUUAA